This is a messenger RNA of Linum trigynum, 4837 nucleotides long. The record is from the annotation of a GenBank genome assembly. Lineage: Eukaryota; Viridiplantae; Streptophyta; Magnoliopsida; Malpighiales; Linaceae.
UACAUCACAACGAGCAUAAACACAAUAGAGAGAGUGUUCAGAGAGCUCCGGUUUUCGCACAAAACCGCGAGUAUUGAGAGGAGCUGUUUUAUCCUGGAGACGACCGGUUGAUAGUCUGCCGUGCGCAUCGAAGGCAGUGUCGCGAACGUCUUAAACAAAGCGACCUAGUCCGCGACUCAGCUCCAGAUUCGGUAACCUCGUUCUUCUUGUUGUUCCGUUCCUAACAGGAUACACCAUAGAAUUUCAGAAUUUCGUGCACCUUUUCCCAAGCUUCUCUGAUCUCCCUAAGUUGGCGGCUCGCCGACUUUGCGCUUUCUCUUUCCAUUUUACUAGUCAGCCACCAGUCCACCAUGGAUGACAUAUCCAACUUCUCUCCAUCGGUUUUCCUCUCCUAUCAUUGCCUGAAAGAUCAUGAAGAAAUAAUUAGUUGUUAAUAUUGUAAUUAAUCCGCUACUUAAUAUAAGGCGGCUGGCCAAACCUCUGCUCACACCUUUAGGCGAUGCAAACGUUUCAAUGACAGGAUCAACCAGGCGGAGCUUAUUGAUCUGGGUUUCUCGGGCCCGCAAUAUACUUGGACUAGAGGAGAACCGCCUAAUUCUUACAAAGCUAGCCGUAUCGACAGAAGUUUGUGUAACUCGAGGUGGAACGACUCCUUUCCAGGCAUUGUUGUCCUUCAUCUCCCUCGACUUCACUCUGACCAUCACCCCAUCUUAACCACGACUGGAAAUCAGGGAGUCUCUCCACCCUCACGCUCUUUUCGGUUUGAAGGCGCGUGGUUCUCUCAUGAAGCUUAUGAUGAUAUAUUGACAGGUGGUUGGGAUGAACAGGCUCCGCUCCAUGUGGCUCUCCAGAAGAUGGCCGAGAAGCUAAUGUGUUGGAAUCACACUACCUUCGGCAACAUACUCCGCAAGAAAAGAAGGUUGAUGAACCGCAUUCACGGGAUCCAAAUCCGAGUAGCGAAUGGCUUCUCCCCAGGGCUCUUUAAGCUGCAAAAGAAACUGGAAGCUGAACUUGACAGAGUUCUUGAGCAGGAAGAAAUGCUCUGGUUCCACCGUGCUAGGGAGAAAUGGGUUCAGUUUGGCGAAAGGAACACCUCUUAUUUUCAUCAGCAAGCUAAUAUUCGUCGCAGGAGGAACAGGAUCGAGAGCUUCAAGGAUAAUAAUGGUGAAUGGGUGACAGACCCUCAAACUUUGGCGUCGCUUGUUUUUGACUAUUUUGCAGCUCUGUACUUGCAGGAUAGCCAGGAGUAUGCUGACCACAUGCCAAAGGAAGCAUUCCCACGUCUUUCUCAUGAAGACCUGCUCCAUCUUCUUCGCCCCUUCAAUGCUGCUGACAUUUAUAGGGCUAUUCAGGAGAUGAAACCUUUUCAAGCACCUGGGCCUGACGGUUUUCAUGCAGCUUUCUUUCAACGGUCAUGGCAGGUCGUGGGAAAAGCUCUUAUUGAUAUGGCCAUGAGUUUCUUUGCUGCAGGUUCACUCCCAGAGCAAGUUGUGGAAUCGACAGUGGUGCUAAUUCCAAAGGUUGAUCACCCGGAGAUGGUCUCUCAACUCCGACCCAUCUCUCUCAAUAACGUCUGCCUGAAGGCCAUCACGAAAGCCAUCACCAAUCGACUUAAGCCUAUCAUGAGAAAGCUGGUUUCCCCCCGUCAUAGCAGCUUUAUUCCCGGGAGGCAGACAACAGAUAACAUUAUUGUGUUGCAGGAAGUUCUCCACUCUCUUAAGAAGAAGAAAGGAAAGAAGGGAGGGAUGGUCCUCAAGAUCGACCUCGAGAAGGCUUAUGAUCGGCUCCGAUGGGAUUUCCUCCGGGACACCCUCAUGGAGAUAGGCCUCCCUAGCUCCUGGAUCAACUGUGUCAUGUUUUGUGUUGAGAACAAUCAAAUGCGGUUGCUGUGGAAUGGGGAGUUGUCUGGUCCUAUCAUUCCCACCAGAGGUGUUCGCCAGGGAGACCCUCUAUCCCCUUACCUUUUUGUUUUGUGCAUGGAACGGUUAUCUCACAGAAUUGAGCAGGCCAUCCAAGACAAGCUUUGGAAACCCCUAAGGCUGUCUAGGGAUGGACCGCCGCUGUCUCACCUUUUCUUUGCGGAUGAUCUUAUUUUGUUUGCAGAAGCUGAAGGGGCGCAAAUCAAGGUUAUUAAACAGUGCCUGGACGAGUUCUGUCUUAGCUCGGGUCAGAGGGUCAACUACAGCAAGUCGGCUAUCUUUGUUUCAGCCAACAUUGACAGACGGAUUGCUAGAAGACUCGCUAACAGAGUGGGGAUCCCUCUUACUGUCGAUCUUGGGCGAUACCUGGGGGUGAUGGCGAUCCACGACAGAGUGACCAAGACCAUAUAUCAGGACCUAUUUCUUAGGAUACAGAGGAAGCUGGCUCCGUGGAAGGCUAAGCAUUUGUCCCUUGCUUCUCGUAUUACUAUUGUGAAAUCAAUUUCUGCCUCCAUCCCUAUUUAUCCUAUGCAGACUGAGCUUCUUCCUAUGAGCACCUGCAAGACCCUUGAUCGGAUGAAUCGCAGUUUCAUAUGGGAGGACACGGAUGACAGGAGAAGGCUACAUCUAGUUGGUUGGCCACAAUUGCUCCUUCACAAAAAUGAUGGGGGGUUGGGCAUCAGACCAACUAGGAACGUGAACCUGGCGAUGCUAGCUAAGGGAGGAUGGAGACUCUUGCAGGAGAAGGAUACUCUCUGGGUUCAGUUGGCUCGAAGCAAGUAUGGAAAGGGACGUGACAACCUCGACAUCCUGAGAAACAGUCAGGGAAGUUCCUUUACCUGGAAAAGCUUUGCUAAGGCAGCUAGCCUAGUGAAACAGGGCUGUGCCUGGAAUAUUCAUAAAGGAAAUAAGACUAAAUUUUGGGCUGAUAUUUGGAUUGCGCAGGUACCACUACAAGAACUGGCUACCGGAACAAUACCGGAGGAGGACCGAGACGCUAAAGUUGCUGAUUUUGUCGAUGAAGAAGGAAGGUGGAAAGUGGAGAAGUUCACAAACAUUCUCCCGCCGGAAAUUCAGCACCAAAUUACAGCGGUAGCAGUGGAUCAUAUGGCAGCGGAGGACGAUACUAUCUUCUGGCAAAACACAUCUGAUGGGAAGUUCUCAACCAAGAGCGCCUUUUGCAUGCUCCAACACGCCCCUAAUCACCAGGAUCAGCGCUUGUGGAAGAACAUCUGGCAACUCCCGGUCCCGGAACGGGUGAGGUGCUUUAUUUGGUUGGUGGCUCAUGAAAGAAUUAGCUGCAAUGCGCAGCGGAUGGCGAGACAUAUUACCCAGGACCCGUUCUGCUUUAGAUGUGCAACGCAGAUCGAGACAGCCCUCCAUAUUUUCCGAGACUGUCCCCCGGCGGCCUUUCUUUGGGCGCGGUCUGUUCCGUCGGAGCUCCAGAACGAGUUCUUUAGCCUUCCCUUCGGUCAGUGGCUGAGAUGGAAUCUGGGUAAAAGCGACACUGCAGCUAUGGGAAUGCCUUGGAGUGCCUUUUUCAGCAUUGCUCUUUGGAGCCUGUGGAAGAACAGGAAUGAAGGUACCUUCAAUGGUUUACAUAAGACGUUGUCUCCACCUUCUCUUAUGCAAGCAACCAAGAUCAAAGCAGAGUUAUGGUACAAAGCUUGGAAGGCCCCAACAGACAUGUUGGGGCGACCUCAAGGACCCACUGCACGCACUCGAGUGGAAAUUGGGUGGUUGCCACCUCCACCUGGUUGGAUCAAAAUGAAUGUAGAUGGAGCCUCUAACGGGGAGCAGGGGCGAGCAGGGGCUGGAGGAGUUUUACGGGAUGCUAACAAGCUUUGGAUAGGGGGCUUUGUCUCCAGCCUUGGAUCAUGCGCAGCAGGUAUGGCGGAAGUUUGGGCGAUUUAUCAUGGACUUAAAAUGGCUUGGGCUGGCGGCCAUAGAGUGAUCAUUUUGGAAUCAGAUUCGCAGACGGCGAUUCAUCUCAUGAAUAACAGAUCGGACCCCCUCCACCCUUAUGCGACGCUACUCUCAGCUAUUAGGCGCAUGAUGUCUCAAGACUGGGUGGUGAAGCUGGUUCAUACCUACCGGGAAGGGAAUAGAGUCGCGGACUGGCUCUCGAAGUACAGUCUCGUCUAUCCCUACGGGUUGUAUGAAUUAGAAGCACCACCUCAGGGAGUUAUACCCCUACUCGAUGAAGAUACUAAAGGGACUACGACUGCCAGAGAUAUAAUUCCAACCUCUUCCCCCUCGGUCAUGUAACUUCCCCCUCCUGUGUUGCUGUCUUUCUUCUUUGGCCUUGUGCCUCCACUAAUGCAAAAAAAAAAAAAAAAAAAAAUUAGUUACACACUAUCGAGAAGCGGCGAGGCAAGUUGGGGUUCCAGUCAGCAGGUGCACUCUCCCGACUGACAGCUUAGUAACUUCGGUUUUUUGCAUGCUCAAUCUGCAAUACGUGCAAGCCUUCUUUAUCCGAGAUUCAUAUUCACAUUAGUCUGUCAUGCAGAUAGCUCUUACUUGAGACCUUCCCCUUGCUGGCUGUCAAAUGAAAGAAAGCCUGCAGUACUGAUGAGAGGAAGAAGAGCGGUCGAUCUUUUGCGGGGAUUGCAUUUUCCCUUUCACUUAUUCAAUUCAUCCGUCUCCUUUUUUCACUGCAUGCGCAAUAUGUUUGCAUGAGUGACACCUAUUAACCUUUGGAAGAAAAGAAGUGCCACCUGUCGUCCCUGAUGGUUUCUUCCCGAUGUUUUAUCAUUUAUUUUAUUUAAUCUAUUCAAUUGCACACCGUAUAUUGCUACAACUUCUAGGCGUUUAUAAGUAAUUGCUUCCCUACAUAUAAAAUACUUACAAUUAUAAUUAGAAUAAUUUGGUAAGUAUUCACCGGUGUAAGAAAUCAUUAAUCAAGUAAUCUGAUGGGA